Molecule: messenger RNA, 456 nt
Organism: Ostrinia furnacalis (Asian corn borer)
Lineage: Eukaryota; Metazoa; Arthropoda; Insecta; Lepidoptera; Crambidae
Exons: 2
Coding region: 1-456 (151 amino acids)
Source: RefSeq, a predicted model, not a curated record
AUGUCGUUAAAAAUAACGGCGCCAGUAGCGGCCAACAACGUAUCCGUCGUGUCUCUGCCAGCCGUAUAUCCUUUAGUCAACGUACUCCUACCUCUUUUGAACAACGUAUACAACCUCCUUCUGUCCCUCCUGUCAAUAUUCGACACACUACCGCCAUCUAUCACCUGCAUGAUCCCAGUAGACUUGGGCGCUCUUGAAACGUCAUUGUUGAAGCUGUACUCGCAAGCGCUAGCGAUUGUGAACUUUUUGAGAACGUUGCCUGAGUAUGGCGUUGGCGCUAACCCUUCGUCUCCUCCUGCCAAUGUUGCCAACAUGCAAGGAUUGCUUACUACCCUCAUUUCUUCAGUGUCAGACCUGGCAGACGAGGUGCUUAUUGGCAUCGGCGGUGGUCUUCUACCAGGCCUUCUACAGUUGGUUGUCAUGGUCGUACAGACCCUGCUUACCUUGCUUCUUUAG